Messenger RNA from Symbiodinium natans, 669 nucleotides. The record is from the annotation of a GenBank genome assembly. NCBI's taxonomy places the organism in Eukaryota, Dinophyceae, Suessiales, Symbiodiniaceae.
AUGGCGGCUUGGGCUUUUGCUGUCAUUGGGCUCGCUGUGGCCCUGUGCUUCGGCUGUGCCGCACAGUUCACAAACAUGCCUAUCUUAUUCUUCGGCCACAUCGCGGCAAUGUUGGUCUGCUGGUGCUUGAUGACAAGUGGCUCUGUUGUCUAUUCGUUGGCGGCGGGAAAGAGAGACAGUGUCCGGGCACUACAUGCGGCCAUCCAGACCUGUGCGGUCUUCGCCGCGGUGGUUGGCUACUGCUGCAUCUUCCGGAACCACCAGUUGAUGGGUGGUUCACAGUUGGGCUUCGACCCCGGCAACCCUCCAGCAAAGACAGCGCACGCCUUGCUCGGCUACGUUGUCUUGGGCUGCAUGCUUGUGCAGGCUUUCCAGGGCUGGUCCAAGUAUCUCGGGCUGCAGGCUGGAAAGAUCCGAUAUCUGGCGCAUCCUUUGAAUGGCCGGGUUGUCCUGGCAAUUGCUUCGCUGAACAUGGCGCUCGUGCUGACGACCUUCCCCCUCAGUCAGGCGCUUUUCAGUGUACUUGCGGGUGGUAUCCUCGUGACUUCCGCAGCAGCGGUCAUCCUGAGUGGACCAGCAGGCAAGGCCGCCGCCAGGGAGGCAAUGUGCUCGGAGGCCAUGCUCAUGGAAUCCGAGAAGGGCUACGAGCAGCUCGCAGCGAGUGACUGA